CGUUCGUAGUUCUGCGCGUCGUUAAUCUGUUCUCCGCUAACAAUAAAAGGAUAACGUGCAGUUGUUGAAGUUCUGUCGGAGGUUUGUUGUUGCGCGCUACGGAACCGUUCGAAGGAAAACGAUCGAGUCGACGAUUAAAGGACUUUCGAGAUACUCCGUUACGAACGGACAAAGUUGAACGGGGGUCGAACAGCUGAUGCUUUCUCAACACCGGCGAAAUGUCAAAGUCUAGACAAAUCACCCUGCGUGUGCAGUGUGCAGAGGGAACGAAGCGUAUAGAUGUAAAUCUCUCUGACACAAUUGCUCAAUUGUUCGAAAAGGUUUCCAAAGCCUUCAAUCUGAAUACCAUUGGAUUUGUACUUUAUAAGGAGCGCAAUCAUAAAAAUGAAAUUCCAGUUUCUCAAAGUAAAACAGUUGCUAGAGCAGGUCUUUCUCACGGAGAUAUGUUAUACUUAGCUCCCCAGAACAAUACACAAUUGUGGAGUGCUCCCUCAACUAGUACUGCCAACAUGGAUACUUCCCAAGAACCAGGGCCAAUGGAUACGACAGAAAUUACGAACCAUACUAGCAAUACUCCCCGAUCUAUGCCAAACGACGUCGACGAGGUUGACGAACAAUUAUACAAACUCGAGGGUAAAAUACAAAGAAAACGUGAUGAAAAAUUGUGUAGACAUGGUGCAAACGGGUGCUGUGUUCAUUGUACUCCUUUAGAACCUUUCGACGAAGCUUACCUUAAGGAACAAAACAUAAAACACUUAUCUUUUCACGCGUACCUCAGAAAGCUUACUACCGGCGUUGAUAGAGGGAAGUUUAUACAAUUAGACGAUAUAAGCUGCCGUAUAAAGACUGGUUGCAAAGAUCAUCCACCUUGGCCACGAGGUAUCUGUAGCAAGUGUCAACCAAGUUCCAUUACUCUAAACCGCCAACCUUACCGCCAUGUGGACAACGUGAUGUUUGAGAAUCCAAACUUAGUCGAGCGCUUCCUGAAUUACUGGCGUAGUACCGGGCAUCAACGCGUUGGAUUUUUAUACGGAAGAUACGAAGUGCAUACAGACGUACCGUUAGGGAUAAGAGCUGUCGUCGCAGCUAUUUACGAGCCACCACAGGAAAGUACAAAAAAUUCUAUACGACUUCUGCCGGACGAGAAGGAAGCGGUAGUGGACGAGCUGGCUCAUUUACUUAAUUUAAAAAGAGUUGGAUGGAUUUUUACUGAUCUUAUAGCCGACGAUAUUAAGAAGGGCACGGUAAAACACGUCCGAAAUAUAGAAAGUCACUUUUUAUCUGCUCAAGAGUGUAUCAUGGCCGGGUAUUUCCAAAACAAGCAUCCAAAUCCCUGCCGCUUCUCUCCUAAUAAUUAUUUUGGUUCGAAGUUUGUUACCGUUUGCGUCACUGGCGAUAACAAGAAUCAGAUUCACAUGGAAGGGUACCAAGUGUCGAAUCAGUGCAUAACGUUAGUAAGAGAUAGCUGUUUGGUUCCUACGAAAGAUGCUCCAGAGUUGGGCUAUGUAAUUGAGUCGACGGAUAAACAGUACGUUCCAGACGUCUUCUAUAAGGAAAAGGAUUCUUAUGGAAAUGAAGUGUCAAAGUUAGCAAGACCUUUGCCCGUAGAAUAUUUAUUAAUCGAUCUACCUGUGUCAACACCACUCACCCCGCAAUUCACUUUCUACGUCAGUGAAAAUAUUACUCCGUUUCCAGUUGAAAAUAGACUCAUCGAUGGUCAAAUUCAAGAAUUUAGCUCAUUGUGCUCUUACAUGCAACAAUUCACUAAAGACCAAUUGUUGGAAGCAAUCACCGAUUUUCAUUUGUUAAUUUAUAUAGCGACGAUGCAUUUGUUUCCGAUGAAGGAACAUAUGGCACCAUUAUUGGAGGCAAUCCGUAAUAAAGAUGCGGGAAGGGCAAGAGAGUGGUCGCAGUCUGAGCACUGGGCAACGAUAGAGGAAUUAAUGUCAGCGACCACGGCGUCUACGUCGCAGUCGACGUUCGAAGCUAAUUCGAGAAUGUCGACGUCCGGAAUCGCGGAAGGAAGUGGAGUCGCGGUCGGUACAGAUCCGGUCGCAAAUUCAGCUCCCAACCAGACACAAUGGACUUGUCAUUACUGCACUUUCCUGAACGCACCGGAUUUUGCGAUGUGUGAAAUUUGUAAUUUGCCAAGGAACACGUAACAAACUGUACCAUAUAUUGCUUUUGUACGCGUUUCAGGGUACCGUCCUUAAAACGCGACUUCGCUCCCGCGGUACUUGACGUGUAAAACGCGCGAGACUGCGGAUAUAAAAAUUGUUUUCAGCGCGUACUUCGCUUUAUUUAUGAGUGAAUAAAAAUGCAGCAAGUAUCGUUUA
Ceratina calcarata is the source of this 2336-nucleotide messenger RNA. RefSeq names its product nuclear protein localization 4 (gene Npl4). The record is from RefSeq and is a predicted model, not a curated record. Gene Ontology annotation, biological process: ubiquitin-dependent protein catabolic process. The transcript has 14 exons. Gene Ontology annotation, molecular function: ubiquitin binding; ubiquitin protein ligase binding. Gene Ontology annotation, cellular component: nucleus. Lineage: Eukaryota; Metazoa; Arthropoda; Insecta; Hymenoptera; Apidae. Bases 219 to 2162 code for a protein of 647 amino acids.